This is a messenger RNA of Drosophila innubila, 1545 nucleotides long. RefSeq names its product glutathione hydrolase 1 proenzyme-like. Gene Ontology annotation, cellular component: plasma membrane. Gene Ontology annotation, biological process: glutathione catabolic process. The record is from RefSeq and is a predicted model, not a curated record. NCBI's taxonomy places the organism in Eukaryota, Metazoa, Arthropoda, Insecta, Diptera, Drosophilidae. The transcript has 3 exons. Gene Ontology annotation, molecular function: glutathione gamma-glutamate hydrolase. The coding region runs from base 18 to 1418 and encodes 466 amino acids.
AUGCCACAAUUGCCACAAUGCUGUGCAACGGCCUCAACACAUUGGAGAACUUGGGAAUUGGCGGCGGAUUAAUGAUGAACAUAUAUGACAGAUCGAACCGAAAGGCUUACUUUGUGGACGCCAAAUCGUCGGAGCCUGUUGCCACCGAUCCGAAUAUGGAAUAUAUCAGGGGAGUGCCCGGCGAGGUAAUGGGUUAUCAUAUAGCACAUCAACGUUUCGGCAGACUGCCUUGGAGGGAACUCGUUGAACCCUCCCUAAGGGUCUGUCAGACCGGAUUCAUAAUGAACAAAAAUCAGGAGACUCUUGUGCGUGAGAAGUGGGACAACGCUGACGAGUCAACGCGACUGAAACUUCUCCGUAAUUUUGUAGACCCUGAAAGUGGAAAGCCAUACGAGGCGGGUUCGUUGUUAAUGCCCUCGGAAAAGCUGUGCAACACAUAUCAAUUGCUGGCCGACAAUGGUCCGAUGGACUUUUACAAUGGGACAGUGGCCAAAAUGCUGGCUGAGGAUCUCAAGGAGCUGGGCAGUAUUAUAACCCGCGAUGACUUGGAUGCAUAUUCAGCUGAAAUGCGAUUGUCGAUAACAAUGCCCCUCGGCCAGGACACCCUGUAUGCCGUACCUCCCGUGAGCAGUGGAUCUGUUGUAUCGCAUGUUUUGAGUAUUCUCGAGGGAUUCAAUUUCACUCGUGCUGACUUGGCUGACGAUGAAUCCUAUGCCCUGACCGUUCAUCGCAUUACAGAGGCCUUGAAAUUCGGAUUCGCUCGUCGCCUCGAGCUUCGUGAUCCACGAUCCAAGGAGGUGAUCAAACAGCUUAACACUCCGGAAUAUGCUGCUCAACAGCGUGCCAAAAUCAAUGAUAACCAGGCACUGCUUAUUCAGUAUAAUGGUUAUAUAAUGCACAACACAGAAGAUCCAUAUAGUACAUCGGACACUACAGUAAUCGCACCUAAUGGCGAUGCUGUAGCCGCAACCAGUUCCAUUAAUUCCCGUGGUAGCUUCAAUGUGAUUGGACAGCGUACUGGAAUUAGUUUGAACAUUGCAAGAUCAAGAAUUAAUGAACAGCACCUUAGGUCACAAUCGCCGAUCUUGCUGACCGAUCACGAGGGCAACAUACGACUGGCGGUUGCUGUUGACGGUGAGAGCGACACUGUCGAGGUGAUUGCUCGAAUUCUCUGGUUCAAUGAGGAUGUCAAGACGGCUGUGGAAAUGCCACGUUUCCACAAUUUUCAACUCACUAACUUGUUCAAUUACGAGGACGGGUUAUUGUCAAACUCCGUGCUGUCAUUGCUCUACAAUCGAGGAGUGAGACCGAGGAAAAUAGAUCCCAUAAUGUCCUCGGCUUGUGCCAUUGAACGUAAUGCGACCGCAAUUUAUGCCAGUGCCGUUGAUCGAAAAGGCGGCGGUGUUGCAGGCUUCUAGCUACACACACUCACACACACACACACACACACACAAGCACACACACACUCAAGUUACACUAUGCUACAGCAAACUACUUUGUAGCUGAAGACUUUCGAUGGCAACUAAAUAAAUUAAAUCAAAUACA